GUUUCAUUCGUUCAGUUCCUACUUUCGGUUCUUUCCUCGGAGAGUUGGAAGUUGGAACAUCAGACAUCGAAAUUUUAAAAUCAUUUUGUUUCAAUUAAGAUGUCACGGUAGUAGAUCUAGUAUGAUGGCCUUAUCCAUUGAAAAUGGCUGACGCAGCUACCUCACAGACUACCAGUUGACAAGAAGUAGCCAAAUUAUUGUUGUAUGACUCCAACAGACAUUCUAAUAUGCAGUUGAGACGUGUGUGUACACCCUCUCGCUUCCUUUUUUGGUGCGUAGUGGCCAUGGCUUUCUUUGUGGUGCUGAUGAUUUAUGAUACAUUUCGAGAAUGUGAAAGUGAGGAGCUGAGAGCUACGAAGAGAUUACUGGACAACUAUCAUGAACAGAACCAGGAACUGAAAAAUGACCAGUUUAUCCUCAAGAAAAAAUUGAAAGAGGCGGAGCAGCAGUUGUCUUCCUUGUCCUCCGACGGAAAGUCUAAGUGGGUUCCAGGGCUUCCAGUCAUUUACCUCAUUACACCGACAUACACUCGGAUGGAACAAAAGGCGGAACUGACCCGCCUGAGCCAAACACUGAUGCACGUGAAAAACAUACACUGGAUUGUCAUCGAAGACGCUGAUGCAAAAACAAAUCUCGUGGCUCGUUUCUUAAAACAGACGGGCUUCAACUAUACUCAUUUAAAUGUUGCUACACCAGCACAUUUCAAACUAGCUUCCAAUGACCCCAGCUGGCUGAAGCCUCGGGGUGUUUUGCAGCGCAAUGCUGGUCUUGCCUGGUUGAGGAGCAAUACCAAGAAACAACCAGGCGUCUUGUUCUUUGUUGAUGAUGAUAACACUUACAGUUUGCGGUUGUUCGAGGAGAUGAGAUUCACGAAGAAAGUAUCAGUCUGGCCUGUUGGCAUUGUGGGUUAUUUACGGUAUGAAACCCCUAUUGUGACAGACGGAAAAGUGACAGGAUGGUUUACCUACUUCAAACCGACCCGCCCGUUCCCCAUGGACAUGGCUGGCUUUGCUGUGAACCUGGCUCUGAUCCACUCGCAUCCAGGCGCUGGAUUUUCUAAUGAAGUUGAGAGAGGCUAUCAGGAAUCCACCUUCCUCACAGGGCUGGGAGUCACCCUUGAUGAUCUAGAGCCAAAGGCAAACAUGUGCUCUGAAGUUCUUGUUUGGCACACGAGGACAGAGAAAAGUUCCCUGAGGAAUGAGGAAAAAAUGUGGAAGAAGUACGGCCUGCAGUCAGACCCAAACAUCGAAGUGUGAAGCCCAUUAUAUUUUAUUCUGCACUGUUAUGUCGUUAAACGUAUUACUGACUGCUUUUUGGGGUUUUUUUUAAUAUUUGAGUUAGAUUAUAGAUCAGUGGCUGUGAAAAAAAGAUCUUACAAUUAACAAUUGCCAUUUGUGAUGAGUGUUGAGAAUAUUUGUUUACUAAUUUGAGAGUUAAUUUUAUUAAUUAUCUGUUAUAAUUCCCCUGAAUAUCUGACUUUCUGCUGAUGCUUUGUACAGUUGUAGAAUACAAGAUACUUUAUUAAAAGAACUACAUAUGUCCAUUGCUAAAUGUUGAGAUUUUAAAUACAACAAUUUAUUAUAUUUUCAAGUGACCCAGGCUCUUCUCAUUUCGAAAGCUUACUACUUACUGCGUAAACGAGACUUUUUUUUUUUUUGGAGGGGGGGCAUAAAUAGUACUGCGAAGACUGUGUAUGUGUGUGUGAGGGGGGGCAGUAGUGUGUGGGCAAACUUAUAAUGUUAAAGACUGUCUCAGUAGUUUGUUAUUAAGUUUGUUCAGAGGCCAGACUUCAUGAUAUCCCCCCGGGGUAGUGCCACUGACUGAAGUGUCUUUAGGCCAUACCCAAAGGGGGGACAUUUCUCGUUCUAAUGCACUGUA
Molecule: messenger RNA, 1878 nt
Organism: Aplysia californica (California sea hare)
Lineage: Eukaryota; Metazoa; Mollusca; Gastropoda; Aplysiida; Aplysiidae
Product: galactosylgalactosylxylosylprotein 3-beta-glucuronosyltransferase 2
Exons: 6
Coding region: 228-1256 (342 amino acids)
Biological process (GO): carbohydrate metabolic process; chondroitin sulfate proteoglycan biosynthetic process
Cellular component (GO): Golgi membrane
Molecular function (GO): galactosylgalactosylxylosylprotein 3-beta-glucuronosyltransferase activity
Source: RefSeq, a predicted model, not a curated record